AUGACUUUAGUUGCUAGAGGUGCUACUAGAGUUAGCAUUAGAGCUCGCAUUCCACAUUGUAAGAAAUUGGUACCUGGAGUAGGAUACUAUAGAUUAUUCCAUGAAUCUCCAAACAAGCUGAAUGGUACAUUCGGAGUUAAUAUUCCACACGAACAGGCUGGUAGAAGUAGCAGUUCAACUACGUCUGGCAUUGCUAAGGUCGGUAUUGACCAUGAGAAUUUUAAGAUCCCAGACAGUACUACCUACUUGAAGGAUUUUAAAGUUAGUGAGUUAUUGUCGUAUGUAGUUAUUGGAGCUGCAACAUUGAACAAACCGAUUUUGAAUAUGUGUAUUAAAAUGUUUCCAUAUGUACCUAUGUCGGUUAUAAAGGCAUUUGUAUACAAAUUAUACUGUGGUGGUGAGAAUAUUGAAGAGGUGAAACAGACAGGGUUGCGGUUAAGCAAAAGGGGCAUCAAUAAUAUGAUGCUUUCAUUAACUAUUGAAGCAUGUAACGGGAAUGAUAACAUAGAUCCCGAGUUUAUAGUCAGCGAAACGCAACGUUCGGUCACCGAGAUCUUAAUUCCGCACAUAUUGACCAUUAUCAAGGAGUCCGGGAAGGAUAUUAAUUCUAUCCCUCCAGGAUAUGUUGCAUUGAAGCCAACUGGGUUCGCUAAAGAUGCAUCAAAUGUCUUAAAAUACUAUAAAACUGAUCCUCAUUAUGCUGCCAUGUUCGAAGAAUUGGUUGAUAAGGCUUCCAAUGUAUGCGGAACAAUUUACGAAGAAAACCUAAAAUUAUCGCAAAAAUUUCCUGAUAGGACUGCACCAUUCAUUGUAGGUGUUAUUGAUGCCGAGAAGCACGAAUUACAGGAAGGUGUCUAUGAAUUACAAAGAAGAUUAUAUGCGAAAUAUAAUCCACUCAAUAAGCCUGUUUCUAUAGUUGGUACGUUGCAGAUGUAUUUGGCUGGUUCGUCUGAUUUGUUGGCUUUAGAAGAAAAGUUGGCGAUGGAAAACAAUUAUAGAUUAGGUUUAAAAUUGGUCAGAGGUGCCUAUAUUCAUUCAGAGAAGAAUAGAGAAGUCAUCCAUAAAACAAAAGAAUGUACAGACCUGAACUAUAAUCAAGGUAUUACUUAUUGCAUUGAAUCUAUUUUGGCCAAUAAGGAGAAUGAAUUAACAAUUGGUCAUUUGGUUGUAGCUUCUCAUAAUGCCGAUUCCUUAAAAUUGACUACUGAAAAAUUGAAAAAAUCUACCCUGGUGAAUAAUAAAAACAAAAAUAAUGUUAUUUUAGGCCAAUUAUUAGGUAUGGCUGAUAAUAUUACUCAUAAUUUGAUCAAAACUCAUAAUGUUGAUAACGUCAUUAAAUAUGUUGCUUGGGGCCCUCCAUUAGAAACCAAAGAAUACUUACUUAGACGUUUAGAAGAAAAUGGUGAUGCCGUUAGAGCUGACAGUGGAUUUAAUUUAAUCAAAGGUGUUAUAGGCGUAUUGUUUAAGCGGUUAUUCCGCGUGGUCUAA
This is a messenger RNA of Debaryomyces hansenii CBS767, 1488 nucleotides long. It is a transcript of the gene PUT1, whose product is annotated as proline dehydrogenase. The transcript has a single exon. The record is from RefSeq and is a predicted model, not a curated record. Lineage: Eukaryota; Fungi; Ascomycota; Pichiomycetes; Serinales; Debaryomycetaceae. Bases 1 to 1488 code for a protein of 495 amino acids. Gene Ontology annotation, molecular function: FAD binding; proline dehydrogenase activity. Gene Ontology annotation, cellular component: mitochondrion.